AUGUCAAGGCCUGUUGAGAGAAUAGCAGAGAUCAAUGAUGGAAAAGAGCUUUGGAAGAUUGUUGUUAGGAUUCACCACCGAUGGAAAGUUGUCUCCAACAGCAAGGAACAUUUUGAAAUGAUCUUUGUUGACAAAUUGGUGAUUACCCUGUUUAUGUUUCAGGAGAUGAUAUUCAUUGCUGUUGUUCCAGCACCGCAUGUGUCGGUUUUCACCGAAAAAUGCUUAUUAGGCCAUACUUAUACUGUAUCUAAUUUUAAGGUGGUGCCUUAUGUUCUGGCCUUCAGGGCAUCGGGACACAGAUAUAUGAUAAAGUUUACUGCUGGAACGUCUGUUCUUGAUGAAGACAAACAUGAGAUACCCCCGAAAUCGAUUUUAUUUACAAGUUUUUCAGACAUCAUAACAGGGAGGUUUGACAAACAUGUUCUGAUUCAUGUCGUUGGAAUGGUGGAUAGUAUUGGUUAUGCGCAGACUGAGUCAGGUGCAAAGAAGCAGCAAAUUAGCAUGAUGUUGCGUGAUCACAGCAACAACAUGUUGAACUGUACUCUGUGGGAAUCAUACGCGGAUCAGUUCAUCAAGUUUAACAAAGUUAGGGUUGCUGCAUCACUACCUACAGUUGUGUUGCUUCAGUAUGCCAAAGUGAAGGAAGAAGGAAAGUAUCCUCUGUCUGUGACAAACACCUACAAUGUGACCCUUUUAUGUGUUGAUGCUGAUUUUCCGAUCAUGAAAGACUUUAUUGAUAGAAUGCCUGAGGAGAGCAAGGUAACCCUGUCUGACCAACUUGGAGGGAAUUCCCAAUAUUCCUCCCAAAGUUCUGAAAAUCAACAGCUCACUCCUGUGCAAAAAAUUGUUACAUUUUGCGCUACUGUCGCUACAACAAAAUUAUUAGUAGCAUCUCCGUUUGGAUGGUUCUAUCGUGCCUGCCAUAUGUGUCAAUCUAUAGCGCGCGGGGACAGCCCCCCCUUUGAGUGUGAAGCUGGUCAUGAAACCAUGGUUGAAGUCCUUAGGUAUAAGAUUGAAAUUGAGGUUACUCACGGGGGCCAAAGCUGCAAUUUUGUCUUCUGGAACAGAGAAUGUGAAAUGCUGUUGGGUUUAUCUGCAUCGCAACUUCGUAACACUAUGAUUCAGAUUAAAGAGAGUGUUGAUGAAGCUAAAACAGAUGCCAAUGAAGACUGUGAAUUGGUUACAGACCUGGAAAUUACAUCUGAACACAAGCCGAAUGCUGUCACACCUGGUGGUAAGAGACAUCUUCCUGCUGCAUCAAGUGAAUCUAUUGAUGGGGAACUGUCAUCAAACAAGCUGAAGAAGAUAAUUAAAAUGGAGAAGAUUGAUUAG
Vicia villosa (hairy vetch) is the source of this 1332-nucleotide messenger RNA. RefSeq lists its product as uncharacterized. Lineage: Eukaryota; Viridiplantae; Streptophyta; Magnoliopsida; Fabales; Fabaceae. The coding region runs from base 1 to 1332 and encodes 443 amino acids. The record is from RefSeq and is a predicted model, not a curated record. The transcript has 10 exons.